This is a messenger RNA of Cyprinodon variegatus (sheepshead minnow), 1090 nucleotides long. RefSeq lists its product as uncharacterized. The coding region runs from base 89 to 1090 and encodes 333 amino acids. Gene Ontology annotation, molecular function: RNA-DNA hybrid ribonuclease activity; nucleic acid binding. Lineage: Eukaryota; Metazoa; Chordata; Actinopteri; Cyprinodontiformes; Cyprinodontidae. The transcript has 2 exons. The record is from RefSeq and is a predicted model, not a curated record.
AAUUAAAAAGGAGGUAUUUAGUAAGGGAAUUAUUCAGAUAAUCAAGGAGUUAGAACUCAAUAAUUGGGACGUUAGUCUAACUGUUUUAAUGCCAGCUAUACCAUCAUGGUUACUACCUCAACCCAGUGUUGAUCUUUCUUUAUUAAAGAAGAUAAAUUCAAGAAAUAACAUGUUUAGUAUACAAACUUAUGUGAACACUUUGAUUCAUGAGAGAUAUGGGUAUUAUGUACAUAUAUUCACUGAUGGGUCAAAAAAUCCAGAGAAUGGAAAAACAAGUUGUGCUUUUUACAUUCCUGAAUUAAAAGUUAAGGUGUUUAAAAGAUUAACUGAUCAUUUGUCGAUUUAUACAGCAGAAAUUAUGGCAAUCAUGUUGGCAUUAUACUGGAUAGAGGAAGUCAAACCCCUGAGAAUACUAAUAUGUUCAGAUUCAAGUGCAGCAUUGACUAGUCUUAAAAAUACGUUAUCUAAAUGUAGGGAGGAUAUUAUGUUAGAAAAUUUAUUAUCAUUAUACCGAGUACGUAAUCUGGGGAUUGAUGUUCAGUUUUUAUGGAUUCCAGCACAUAGUGGCAUUAAAGGGAAUGAGAUGGCAGAUUCGUUAGCUAAGAAGGGGUUGACGAUAAAUGGGGUAGAAGUAAAAGUACCAAUUAGCAAAACAGAAAUCAAAUCGUACAUACGAAGCAAAAUUAAGGUACAGUGGCAAAAAUUAUGGGAUAAUGGAAAUAAAGGAAGACAUUUAUAUGGGAUACAGCAAAAGGUGGGAGAAGAAGAGCCUCUUGGGAAGAGCAGGAGAGAACAGGGGAUGUUUAGUAGAAUUAGGCUAGGGCACACGAGGCUAAAUGCAUCACUGCAUGUUAUUGGGAAGCAUCCAACAGGAAAAUGUGACAUGUGUAGUCAACCAGAAACCAUAGAACAUGUGCUGUUUGAGUAUAUUAAAUAUGCAAGUCAAAGAAUAGAUUUAAGGAAAGGACUGGAACAUGAAGGAAUCAAACAACUGGACAUUAAAAAUAUCUUCUCAAAUAAAUCCAGAAAGACAGUACUUAAAAUCAUGUCAUCUUAUCUUCAACAAACUGGACUAAACCUAAGGAUUUAA